AUGGCUGCCCUCUGCAGGGGCAGACACCGGUGGAAAAGAACAAAUUGUUUCCACGUUUUGACAAGAAACCUGACAGGGAACUACGACUAUGACCUGGUGGUUAUUGGUGGUGGUUCAGGAGGCCUUGCUUGUUCCAAAGAAGCAGCACAGUUGGGACAGAAAGUUGCUGUCCUGGAUUAUGUGGAGCCAUCUGUUAAAGGUACCAAGUGGGGUCUUGGUGGUACAUGUGUUAAUGUUGGCUGCAUUCCUAAGAAGCUCAUGCACCAGGCUGCUCUACUCGGCACUGCAGUCAAAGAUGCUCAGAAGUACGGCUGGCAGAUCUCAGGGCCAAUCUGUCAUGACUGGACCACCAUGGCAGACGCUAUUCAAAACCAUGUCAGGUCUUUGAACUGGGGUCACAGAGUUCAGCUCCAGGACAAGAAGGUGAAGUAUCUGAACAUCAAAGGAAGUCUGGUGGAUGAACACACUGUCAAAGGACUAACUAAAGAAGGGAAAGAGACGAUCCUGACUGCCAAGAACAUUGUGAUCGCCACGGGUGGACGACCCAAUUACCCCACAAAGAUCCCAGGAGCAAUGGAGCAUGGAAUCACCAGUGAUGACAUCUUCUGGCUGAAAAAGUCGCCUGGGAAAACGCUUGUGGUUGGAGCCAGCUACGUGGCUCUGGAGUGUGCAGGCUUCCUCACCGGCGUUGGCUUGGACACCACAGUGAUGGUCCGCAGCAUUGCCCUCCGGGGGUUCGAUCAGCAGAUGGCAGGUCUAGUCACAGACUACAUGGCCGCAUAUGGGACCAAGUUUGCAUGGAAGUGUGUCCCAAAGAGUGUGGACAAACUUUCCUCAGGAGCCCUGCAGGUGACCUGGAGCGACACCCACACGGGGAACGAGCACAAGGACACUUACGACUCCGUGUUAUGGGCAGUUGGCAGAGCCCCUGAAACCAAAGCCCUGGGCCUGGACAAGCUUGGCGUGGAACUCAAAAAGGAGACGGGGAAAAUAAUUCUGGGCUCUGACGAAUCCACCUCGGUGCCAAACAUCUAUGCUUUCGGUGACAUCGGCGAGGGUCGUCCUGAAUUGACCCCGACGGCCAUUAAAGCGGGAAAGCUUCUCGCCCGUAGAUUGGCUGGACACAGCACUGAACUCAUGAACUACGACAACGUGCCCACCACUGUGUUCACCCCCCUUGAGUAUGGCUGCGUGGGUCUGUCUGAGGAGGAGGCUGAGAAGAGGCUCGGGAAAGACGGCAUCGAGGUCUACCAUGCGUUCUACAAGCCUCUGGAAUUCACUGUUGCCGAGCGCGAUGCCAGCCAGUGCUACUUAAAGGUGGUAUGUGAGCGGGCUGGAGAGCAGAAGAUCCUGGGUUUGCACUUUACUGGUCCGAAUGCAGGAGAAGUCACACAGGGCUUUGCUCUGGGCAUCCAGUGUGGAGCAACAUAUUCUCACCUGUUGCAGACCGUGGGCAUCCACCCAACCUGCGCUGAGGACCUGACCAAGGUCAGCAUCACAAAGCGGUCCGGCUUGGAUGCCAUGGUAACCGGCUGCUGAGGUUAAGCCCCUCAGCCUCUGAACACAAGUGAGCACACAGGGUCCGUCUGUAGCAGUAGAAAGAAGUGAGCCGGGGUUUCCCCUGCCCUCUCUCUCUCUCUCUCUCUCUCUCUCCUCGUCCCCCUCCUUUUCUACAGCUCUCUCUGGGAACAUGGUCUCUUCAUUGGCCAUUGGUCAUGAAGAUUAUCACUUGUUGCACAGGUUAGUGUACCAUAUAUGUGCAUAUUGUGAGUGUAUCCUCCGGUUACAGAUCAGGUCAGUGAGAGUUGUGGCAAGCGUCUUUUAAAUGAACAGGAUCAUCAAUCAGAAUGAAAGCCUGUGCUCAGCUCAGGGUUUAGUUGAAAUCAAACAAAAAACCGUGAACUGAACCCUUACGUUUCUCGGUGUGUGUUUAUAUAUAUGUAUAUAUAUAUAUAUAAUAUUCUGCAAAUAUUGUUGUUUCUCUGGCUGUACUUCCUGUCCAUUAGUCUUGGAGGUGACACAUACCAUACACCCCCACAACCCCUCCAUCCCUCCCCAUGACACUGAUGGAUGGCCCCAGGGCCGUCGCCGCAACACCGCCCCAUUUCCCAUGGACACACACAAACAGUUGGAGGGCCGCUUGUCAGUCAGGCAGCUCAGACCUGGCCAGGGAGCCCCGGCUUGUUUAGGCCCCAGCAGACUCCAGCAGACUCCAGCCCCCUUCCGUUUCCUCCAUGCCCUUCUCCAACCCAAUGAACGGACAGAAUGCCACUACAAAUAUUUGCUGUCACAAGCUGUGUGGAUACCACAGGGCGACUCUACCUGUUGAUAACAGUGCUUUGAGAGCUCGACUAUAACUGUACUACUCAACAUCACCCAAAGGUGGCACUAUUGCCCACCAAUUUACCCGUUUUAUUAUGGGCCAAGAAUGGAAGACAGGAUAAAGUACUCAUCGGGUAAAAAACAAGCCUGAAUACAUUCAGGUUGUGCUUUUAAUCCCUUUUAAUCCCUAUAAAAGAUACGUGCUCUUGGAUGAGGUUUUAAAGCAGACUGGCUUUAUUGGUGCCAAACUGAUAAGGGUUAUCUGUUGUGUAUUUACAUGGAUGGCAGGCUAGACCAAAAGAGCCAUCACACUUCAAGAUAAGGCAAAUUGUUUAUACCAAUAAAGCAGUAAUAGCCCCCCACAGUUUGCCAAAGUGCUCAAGUGUUCAACCUGCUGGCUACACGGACAUCUCGGAGGAGGAGGAGGAGUAGUUUAUUUUUAUUUGAAGUCUAAUCUGCCCAGUCUGAUUAAUGAAUUCGAUGAGGGGAGUGACAAUGUGCCAGGAGAUGGAGAGAAGAAAAAAAGAGAGAGAGAGAGGUACCAGGUUUAUUUGGCCCCGGGCCAGAGGAGAGAGGGCUGAGUUUCAGCCGUGGUUCGGGAGGGAAGGGGGAUUCCUGUGUGCUCUGUUCAGGGCUGAGGUGCUGACUGAAGGACCCUGACCUCCGCUCAGCAGGAACAGCUUGACUCUAUCACUCGGAGCCCAGAGGGCUCAUGUGCUGCAAGGCAGGGGACUGGGGUGCUAAAGGUGAGGGGGGGGGUUAGUAUGGCAAGGAGACGGACCGACCCAGCCAGCCAGCCAACACGACACUGAGCGGUAGCGCUGUGUUUGCCCAGGGUAAUUGAGUCUAUGUUCCUGUGCUUAACGAGCCACUUCAGAGACCUCAGGUGGCCCACGGCAACACGGGGGAAGUUAUUGAAGCCGUCGGUGUGACUGUAAUGUCUGUUUGCUUUUUACCCUCCACUUCCCUUCUGCGUUUUCUCAUCUGCUCGAUAUCUUGUAACUUUUUAAUGACAUAUCAGUCUUAUUUGAAUAGCUGUUGUUGUUGUUGUUGAGCAGUCACUCCAGGCCCACGCUUUGACCAGGAAGGCUCCGCAGUGCCCCAUGGGGGGGUCAGGGUUCAACUUUCAGGUCGGCCAGAUAAUGAUGGCCUGCACUAAAACCCAGAACUGGGGAGUGUGGGCCUGAUGUCCCCUGGCUGGCAACUUAAGCAGUUGUAAAUAGAGAAGUGUAAUUUUCCAUGAAAGCUUUGUUAUCCAUAAUGUAUAUGUAAAGUAUUACCACUGUGGAAUGCACAGUGUCACUAUUAAAGUAACGAUGCCCACUGA
Messenger RNA from Pseudoliparis swirei, 3649 nucleotides. RefSeq names its product thioredoxin reductase 2, tandem duplicate 2 (gene txnrd2.2). The record is from RefSeq and is a predicted model, not a curated record. The transcript is spliced from 17 exons. Gene Ontology annotation, cellular component: mitochondrion; cytosol. Lineage: Eukaryota; Metazoa; Chordata; Actinopteri; Perciformes; Liparidae. Gene Ontology annotation, biological process: cellular response to oxidative stress; glutathione metabolic process; cell redox homeostasis. Gene Ontology annotation, molecular function: glutathione-disulfide reductase (NADPH) activity; thioredoxin-disulfide reductase (NADPH) activity; flavin adenine dinucleotide binding. Bases 1 to 1539 code for a protein of 512 amino acids.